Molecule: messenger RNA, 300 nt
Organism: Aspergillus bombycis
Lineage: Eukaryota; Fungi; Ascomycota; Eurotiomycetes; Eurotiales; Aspergillaceae
Exons: 2
Coding region: 1-300 (99 amino acids)
Source: RefSeq, a predicted model, not a curated record
AUGGCGCUCCCUGACCUCUCCGAGUUAACACACGUACAUACCAGUACCAUGGCGACCUCUUCGUCUUCUACCGCCCAGGACAAGCCGACUGAUCUCGGAAAGUCCGCAGCGUGGACCCCACACGCCAACUCCAGCCCAGACCCAGAGUCCCAAAACUACAGUACCUUUGCCUUUCCCUAUGACCCAUCAUCACCGGAGGGCAUUCCUCCCCCGCGGAAACAAGGUGGGGGAGGCACACUCUCCCUGGUAGUGUUUGGACUGGUGAUCGUUGGUAUUGUGUUACUUUUUGCACUUACGUGA